AUGUCUGCCCGUCGCCCUCAUAAUGCAUCUUACGCCGAUGCUGCGGCGAAGCCUGCGCCGAAAAGCAGCUCCGAUGUGUCCCCAGCUGUCCCCACUGAUGUAAUCUACAAGCUCCUCGGCUUCACAGUAGCCAUGGUUGCCGCCCCCAUUGGCAUGUAUUUCUUGACUGUGAACACCAUCUUCAGCGGGAGCUCAACGCUUGCAGGAGGCACCGCAGCUGUUACCGCCAACGUGGUUUUAUUUGCAUAUAUCUAUGUCGCUUGGAUGGAAGACCAAGAGGACAGAAAAGCACUCAACAAGCCAGACUCAAAGAAGGGCCAAUAA
Molecule: messenger RNA, 324 nt
Organism: Penicillium soppii
Lineage: Eukaryota; Fungi; Ascomycota; Eurotiomycetes; Eurotiales; Aspergillaceae
Product: vacuolar ATPase assembly integral membrane protein VMA21
Exons: 3
Coding region: 1-324 (107 amino acids)
Biological process (GO): vacuolar proton-transporting V-type ATPase complex assembly
Cellular component (GO): endoplasmic reticulum membrane
Source: RefSeq, a predicted model, not a curated record